AUGUGGGUGGUAGUGUGGCUAUUACUAGCCAUACUACGGCCAUUAUGGGCAGCCCUGGAUACAGCCGCUGUGAUAGCCAUUCAAAAUGAGCUCAACAAGCAUGCCACUGAACUGGAAAUGCUUCUGGAACAUGUAAAAAACCUUAACGCUCGGGUCAGUGAACUUGGGCGACCAGGCCCACCCGGAAUCAAUGGAUCGCCAGGCUUUCCCGGAUCAAAAGGCGAGAAGGGCGAAAGGGGCAUUGAUGGUAUACCUGGUAAAGCUGGGAUGCAGGGUAUUCCAGGAAUGAAAGGCGAAACUGGACCAAUGGGUCCAACCGGGAUGAAAGGCGACAAAGGGAGUACGGUUAGUUCGAUAUAG
Messenger RNA from Cooperia oncophora, 360 nucleotides. Lineage: Eukaryota; Metazoa; Nematoda; Chromadorea; Rhabditida; Trichostrongylidae. The record is from the annotation of a GenBank genome assembly.